UCUCUCAUCGAACCCCAUUCUCUCACACACAGACACACGUACUGUGAUCUCAUUACCAUGAGUUCUUCCCCGGUCGUGAGAGGCCUAACUGACGAGGAGCAAAAAACCCUCGAACUGGUUAUCAAAACUUACCACCAAUUCGAACCAGAACCAACCACUUGCACCUCUCUCAUAACCCAUCGUAUCGACGCCCCAGCCUCCGUGGUUUGGCCUCUCAUCCAGAGCUUCGACAACCCACAAUGCUAUAAACACUUCAUCAAGAGCUGCCGCCUAGUCUCUGGCGAUGGCGGCGUCAGAAGCGUCCGGGAAGUUAAUGUAAUCUCCGGUCUACCAGCCUCCACAAGCACCGAGCGGCUCGAGUUUCUGGACGACGACCACCGUGUCCUGAGCUUCAGGGUUGUUGGCGGAGAGCACCGGCUUAACAACUACAAAUCGGUGACCUCGGUCAACGAGUUCUUAAAUCAAGAUUCCGACAAGGUCUACACGGUGGUUCUUGAAUCAUACACCGUUGAUAUUCCCGAGGGUAACACAGUAGAGGACACCAAAAUGUUUGUGGAUACUGUUGUCAAUCUCAAUCUUCAGAAACUCGGAGUUGUCGCCGCUGCUUAG
This is a messenger RNA of Eutrema salsugineum, 609 nucleotides long. RefSeq names its product abscisic acid receptor PYL2. Lineage: Eukaryota; Viridiplantae; Streptophyta; Magnoliopsida; Brassicales; Brassicaceae. Gene Ontology annotation, molecular function: protein phosphatase inhibitor activity; signaling receptor activity; abscisic acid binding. Gene Ontology annotation, cellular component: nucleus; cytoplasm. Gene Ontology annotation, biological process: abscisic acid-activated signaling pathway. The record is from RefSeq and is a predicted model, not a curated record.